UUUCCGGGUAUUCGGAGAAGAAAGAAAAAAAAAUCGGUCUAUCGCCAUGUUUCACAGAGAAAUAUCUGUCAAACGCCUAUAUCAGUUUAAUUGAGCGUUGUGUUUGUGAGAGUGGAAACACAGGUGUUUUGUCACUUAGACUCAAGAUAGCGCUACAGUGGAUGGUCGGAGCGCGGGACGGUGAUUUUACAAGUGUCUUUUAAUACAGUUGAAGUGGCACGCAAUGCACCAUGGAGGAGGCCCACCAAAAGUGCAGAGGAACCUUCAGAGAUCCAAGUCCUUCACUGGAUCUGAGACAGAAGACCAACAGCAGCAUCAACAACCACCACAGCAGCCCAAACAAAAACAGCAGCAGCCCAUGCCGGUUACCCAACAACAACCAGCAAAUGCCAAUCACCCCCAGUCACCGGUGACAUCUUUUGCUCCGUCCGCCAGUCCCUCUGCUCCACAGUCUCCCAAUUACCAAUUCAUCAUGAGUCGGAGUCCGGUCACAGGCCAGAACAUGAACAUCACUUUACAGAACGUGGGACCAAUGGUUCCUGGGAGCCAGCAGAUCACCCUUGCCUCUCUUCCUCUCCAGAGUCCAGCAUCCCCUGGCUUUCAGCACCAGCCCCAGCAGUGGAGGUUCGAAUCCGGGUCUUCGUCUUACGUGGUGACAUCACCCUUGCCCCAGACAAUGCAGCCUCAAAGUCCGACCCAGCACAGUCCGGUCCCUAUACAGGCUGUGCCCAGGCCGAGCGCUCCUGGGUCGGCUCUGGGAGUGUGCGGUCAGAGCCCGACGCGGUUUGUGGAGGGAGGUAUAAUGGUUAGGCAAAUCAACUUGAGCAGCCCACCUGGAAGUGGUCAUUUUGUGUACCAGGAUGGAACAGGAUUGGCUCAACUGGCUCCGACAACGGCAGGUGCCGUUCAGCUGACCUCACCUGGGACACCAGGGGCUGUCAGAGAAAGACGCCUGUCCCAGCCGCACUCUCAAACCGGGGGCACCAUUCACCAUUUGGGGCCGCAGAGCCCUGUUGCGGCAGGGGCUGCUCUCCCGACGUUGGGCAGCCCUGGGCACAUCACCACCUCCAAUCUGCCUCCUCAGAUCAGUAGUAUCAUCCAAGGCCAAUUAGCUCGUCCCAUGAUUUUUGAGAAGAUGGCGCAAGGCGUUGUGGCUGGUGUGGCGGCCUCUUUUGGGGUCACAUCCACCAUCCCUCCAUCCAGCCCAUCCAGGGGCAACCCUCCCCAGGGCCUGACCAACCAGUCCCUGACUCCCACCAGCAUGAAGAAGAUGCAGCCGAAGAAGCUGGAGGAGAUUGCACCCUCAAAUCCAGAAGUGGCGCAGUUGAGGAAGCAGUGUCUGGAGCAUCAUGCAAAGAAGAUGGAGAGUCUGAAGGAGGUGUUCAAGGAUUACCUGAUUGAGCUCUUUUUCCUGCAGCAUCUGCAAGGAAACAUGAUGGACUACCUUGCUUUCAAGAAAAAGCCCUGUGUGCCUCUCUUCACCUACCUGAGGCAAAAUGAUCUUGACCUUGAAGAUGAAGAGGAGGAGGAAGAGCAGUCUGAGGUCAUCAAUGAUGAGGUGAAAGUAGUGACUGGAAAGGAUGGACAGACGGUGACUCCUGUUGCUAUAGCUACACAACUCCCACCCAACGUGUCUGCAGCGUUCUCUACUCAGCAGCUGUUCCAGACCCAUGCCGGGGUGGCAUGUGGCAGCAUCUCGAACCCUGUGGACAUGGAGGCUUUCAAACGGCAGCAGGCCAUGGCACAAGCAGAUCAGGCUAAGAGGUCCCGGAUGGAAGUGGGUCGGCAUGGGAUGAUAUUCCAGCACCCCGCUGUAACUCCUUUAGGAUCUCCCGGCGUUCCCCUCCAGCAGCUCAUGCCAACAGCGCAAGGAGGCAUGCCCCCGACUCCACAAACGGUCCAGAUUGGUGGGCAGAAACAGAACCAGCAACAGUAUGACCCGUCCAAAGGUCCCCCGGUCCAGAACGCCGCCAGCCUCCACACGCCACCCCCACAGCUUCCAGGCCGCUUCCCCCAGGGUGGGCUCCCUAUGGCUGGCCUGUCUCUCUCCCUGUCCCAGGGCCAGGCCAUGGUGGUGGACCAGCAGGCUCCAGUGGCUGGUGGUCAGCUCCAGGUGAAGGUGCAGGGUGCCGGGGCCGUGCUGGCUCCAGUCAACCCACAUGCGCAGCUGCAGGCACAGCUUCAGCAGAUGAAGUCAGGACUCCACCUACAGAUGCAGCAGCAACAGCAGCAGUCGGUCAUGCAGCCUGGACAGGCAACUGUGGCACUUGUGCGUCCUGGAUCAGAUUCUUCCCAGCCUGCCCAGCGUUUGCUGUCCAACUCUCUCUCCAACCCUGCCAUGUCUCCUGCUCCUCUAACAUCCCCGUCCUCUCUCUCCUCCCCACACCCUUCUGUUCCGGUCCGCACCCCCAGUACUGGCCCCAGCCUCUCUUCUGCUGCUCAGUCCAAACUCGCUACCACGAAUGGCACCACCGGGCUGAAAAUGUCCGGUCUGGGUCAGAGUCCAGUUGGGCAGAACUCACAGGAAUGCUCUCAGGACAAGCAAGCAGAACAAGCCAAGCUGGAGAGUCAUGUGCACCAGCGUAUUGCAGAGCUUCGUAAAGAAGGCCAGUGGUCAGCUAGCCGCUUACCCAAGCUGCAGGAGGCCUGCAGGCCCAAAUCCCACUGGGACUACCUUCUGGAGGAGAUGCAGUGGAUGGCUGCUGACUUUGCCGAGGAAAGGCGCUGGAAGAUGGCUGCUGCCAAGAAACUUGUGCGCACAUGUGCACGUUACCAUGUUGAACAGAAGAAGAUGGAGGAACGUGAGAAGAGGGAGGAGGAGAUGAGGCUGCGGCACAUUGCCAGCACCAUCGCCCGCGGGGUUGACUGCUUCUGGUCCAAUAUCGAACAGGUUGUAGAAAUCAAGCUGCAUUUUGAGAUCUAUGACAAACGACAAAAAGUUCUUAGCUUGCAGAAGGCUGUGAGUAAAGGCAAGUGUGCUAAAGUGACCCAGUCAUCUGGAGAGAAGUCAGAUAAAGAGAGUAAAGGGGAGACUGGCCCAUCCCGCAAGAGAAAGUCAAGCACCUCGCUGUCAGAUGUAGAGGUUGAAGAUGAGGAAAGUACAAUAGAGGAGCAGGAGGCCAUGGAGGUGGCAGCUGAUCAGAAAGCAGAGCUGGCCGAACUAACAAAAGAAGCUGAAGUGCCAUUGGAUGAUCUGGUGAAGAAGUACACUGGUGCUUACGCAGAGGGCUUUGAGUGGCCGCAUCCUUCCAGCCAGAGCGAAGAUGAAGACAGAGAGGAAGCUGAAGACAUGGAUUCUCCGUUGGACAGUCCACAUGAUGCUGUGCUGAUAGACUCUUUGCUGAGUAUGGAUCAGUACCGUGGGGCUCAGCGGACAGCUUCUGGCCCGGAUGGGAAGCCCAUCAAGGAUAUCGCUGAGGUCGCUGCAGCAACAGACCUGAUUCUGCCCAAAGGCAGCGCCAGGACCACUCUAACUAGUCGUUCCUCUCCUCCUGCUCUGCUGCACGGUUCUCUGAGAGAGUACCAGCAGGUCGGGGUGGAGUGGCUGGCAAGCCUCCACCGCAAAAACCUUAACGGCAUCCUGGCAGAUGAAACUGGCCUUGGCAAAACCGUACAGACUGUGGCUUAUUUUGCUCACUUGGCCUGCAACCAGGGUAUCUGGGGGCCUCAUUUAGUGGUGGUGAGGACCUGUAAGCUGAUAAACUGGGAGAUGGAGUUCAAACGGUGGUGUCCUGGACUGAAGAUACUCCUGUACCUCGGCAGCAGAAAGCAGCGCAGAUACAAGAGAUCGAGGUGGUGUGAGCCCAACAGCUUCCAUGUGUGUGUGACUUCAUACAAACUUCUGCUGAAAGAUCAGUCUCACUUCCUGAGGAGGCGCUGGAGGCACCUGGUGCUAGACGAGGUGCAGCUCAUCAAAAACAUGACGGAGAAACAGUGGGAGACCAUCUUCAACAUAAAGAGUCAGCAGAGGAUUCUCUUAAUCAACACACCUCUGCAGAACACUCUGAAAGAGUUAUGGACCAUGAUCCACUUCCUCCUGCCUGGAAUCACUCACCCAUACCUCAGCUUCCCCAUCAAACCCGGCACUGAUCAGAACCAGGACUACUGCCACAAACUGGUCAUCAGACUGCACAGGAUGAUUCAGCCCUUCAUCCUGCGCCGUUCCAAGAGAGACGUGGAGAAGCAAAUGCCUAAGAAGUAUGAGCACAUUCUCAAGUGCCGUCUGUCCAAGAGGCAAAAGAGCAUGUAUGAGGACAUCCUCAUCCAGCCCAGUGCACAGGAAGCACUGAAGACUGGACAUUUUGUCAGAGUCCUGGAGGUUCUUAUGCAGCUGCAGAAGAUCUGCAACCAUCCAGACCUGAUCCAGCCCAGAGACACACACAACUCUUACAUAUGUCAGCCACUGCAGUACAACACCCCAUCAUUACUGCUCACAGCCCUGCAGCAGGACCAGUGGAAGACUGUAGAUAUGUCACUGUUUGACCUGAUCGGUAACGAGGGCAGAUUGACACGUUAUGAGGCCGAGGAGGCUCUGCCUAAACUCAGAAUGAACAAACAGCUGAUUGAAGAGAUCUAUAAUGCACGCGAUCCACCAGCCAGACCCAGACCAUGCAAGAUCAAACCUAUGAGGUUGUUCCUGCCGGUGCAGUAUGGAACAAAACCAGAGGGGCACCUGGUCCCCAUAACUAGCAGCACCACUCAAGCCCCUCGUGCCACUGCUGUGACUACUGCCCCCACCACCACUACCAACCCUGCUACUGCAGCUCCAAGCCCACAGCCCAGAGGCAAAUCACCUCUUACCACAACCACUUCUGCACAGGGUGGAGAUGUAGUGAAGGUUACUCAGUUGGUUGGGCAGGGUCGUAUCGCCCAGCCAGAGACCCCUGUGACCCUACAGUUCCAGGGCAACAAGUUCACUUUGUCUCCGAGUCAGCUGCGGCAGCUCACCACCGGCCAGCCUCUGCAGCUCCAAGGUACACUCGGCAACAUCUUGCAGAUUGUGUCUGCCCCCGGACAGCCUCUUCUCAGGCCACAGGGGCCGCCCAUGGUGAUGCCUACUGUACCCCUGGCUGUGCCUGUACAGAACUCCUCAGCAAGCACCACAGUCACUCAAGCUACCACAGCCAUGGAAACAAAUGCUAAACACUCAACAAAUGCCAUACCACAGGAGUCAAGCGAGGAAAGAAACAGGCAGCUGAAAGAGCGUCUGGCUAGUUUAUUUCAUGCCAACGAGUGGCGGUCCUCACGCUCUGUGAUGUAUGGUUCUGACCUUAUCAAGACCUGCUUCGUUUAUGAGGGACGCCCUCCACCAGCCUUCCCCACACCCCAGCACUCCCGCUGGUCCUGGGUCGGCAGAGACAGCUGUAUUAGGGCUCAGCAAACUUGUGUGUCCACGGUGGCCCCACUCCGCUCAGCGAUUCUCUCCAACACGGAACAGGAGGCAGCAGCAGGCACCUUGUUGAAGAGGUUCUCCUGCAUACUUCCUGCUGCUGUGGCUCCUCCCCCUCAGCUGUAUGCGUCCAAUCCUCCACCAUCUUACAGUCUUGCACAAAAAUCAUUCAGGCGACAGCUACAGGAAGCGUCCGCUCCACACAACGCAGAGAUCCGUAACUUAGCCUGUCCUCCUGUCGUCAGAUUCCCUCAUGUACACAUGUUGGAGAUGGAUUCAGGAAAACUGGAGGCGCUGUCUAUCCUGCUGCAGAAGCUGAGCGCUGAGAACAGGCGUCUGCUGAUCUUCACCCAGAUGGCCAGCAUGCUGGAUAUACUGGAGGCCUUCUUAGACCAUCGUCACCUCACCUAUGUACGACUGGAUGAGAGUCUGUCACUAGAGGAGAGACAGGAGCGGGUCAAGAGGUUUAACCGCAACAGACAGAUCUUCUGCACCAUCCUGACCAAUCGCUGCUGCUCAGCCAUGGGCCAUGUGUUUGACGCAGACACCAUCGUGUUUUACGACACAGACCUAAAUCCCAGCAUGGACUUGCGCACACAGGAGUGGUGUGACAAGAUCGGCCGCUCCAAAGACAUCCACAUCUACAGAUUGGAGAGCGGGAACUCAAUUGAGGAGAAGCUUUUAAAGAAUGGCACUAAAGACCUUAUUCGAGAGGUAGCUGCACAGGGCAUGGAUUACACUCUAGCCUUUUUAACACAGCGCACCAUUCAGGAUCUGUUUGAGGUGGAGGCUGGUUCUGGUGAGAAGGUGGAGGAGUUUGUGGUUCUCCACCAGGAGCCAUCCCCGUCCGAAUCUAUCCCCCCUCAUGUGGCCAGACCCUACAUCCAGGCCCUGAACACCAUCCGAAAGAAAACCCAAGAUGAGGUCGAGGAGACAGAGGUAGACAUGAAAAGUGAGAAAGUGGGAGGACAAGAAGAGAUAGAUGUGAAGGAAGGGGUGAGAGAGGAGGCGUCACAGUUAGAGGAGUUGGCGGCAGUCAUGGAGCAGCUGACUCCUAUUGAGAGAUACGCACUGCACUAUCUGGAGUACUUGCACAUCAGUGAAGAUGAACAAGUUAUAAAGGAGCGCAUAGAAGCUGCUAAGAGAGGCUGGGAGCAGCAGCAGCAACAGAAACUAAAGGUAGAGAAAACGGAGCAAAUGAUCCUAGAAGAUGAGGAGGAUCUGUUCACCUAUACCAGAGAGGAUGCAUACAACAUGGAGUAUGUGUUCGAGAAUGAGAAUGGACAAACAGAAAUAAUGCCACUGUGGACUCCCCCAACUCCUCCACAGGAUGAUAACGAUAUCUACAUUGACUCUGUAAUCUGCCUCAUGUAUGACACUGCGCCUAUGCCCGAAUCCAAACUGCCCCCAGUCUACGUCCGCAAAGAGCGCAAGAGACACAUGGACCCGUCAGCUCUGGGACGUAAGAAAAAGAAGGGCCAUGGAGAAUCAGUGAUUCCUCCGCGCUCUCUCUUUGAUAAGGCCAGUCUUCUCAAAGUAAGGAGGGAGGGUAAAGACCAGAAGAAGAACUUCUCUCUGAAGCAACAGGCUCCCUUUGCCAAACCGCUGCCCUCACUGCUCAAACCAGCCAUGGAGGCUGGGCAGGACAACCCUGAGUGGCUCAUCAGUGAGGACUGGGCCCUGCUACAGGCUGUGAAGCAGUUACUGGAACUUCCUUUGAAUCUGACCAUCGUGUCUCCAGCACACACUCCUAACUGGGACCUGGUGAGCGAUGUGGUCAACUCCUGUAGCAGAAUUUACCGCUCGCCAAAACAAUGCCGUAAUCGCUAUGAGAAUGUCAUCAUUCCCAGAGAGGAGGGCAAAUUAAUAUAUGAAGCUAACCCUAAGAAGAACAAGACCAAGAGCAUUUAUAAGUCCAAGAAUAGUCGUCCUCUGCGCACGUGUCAGAUCUACACACAGGAUGACAACGCCACCCAGAUCCAGCUGUUCAACAACCGCUUUGAGCUGAUGAAAAUCAUUGCUAGCAAGAGGAGCCCACCAAUAAGACCACUACUGGGCAUGAAUCCAUUCCAGAAGAAUCCUAAGCAUGCCUCUGUGCUGGCUGAGAGCGGGAUAAGCUACGACAAGCCUCUUCCUCCUAUCCAGGUCGCCUCUCAGAGAGCUGAGAGAAUCGCUAAAGAGAAGAAGGCACUAGCCGAACAGCAGAGGGCUCAGCAGUUAGCCCAGCAACAACAGCAGCAGACUACAGGAGCCGCCCAGCCUCAGGGAGCUGCUGCCCAGCCUCAAGCCCAGCCACAGGCCACUGCAGCGGCCGCACAGGCAGCGGGAGUGGCUCAGCCCAACCAACCCGGAGCAGCAGCAGUCCCCAACACCACUGUACUGACUGGAGCUAUCAAGACCGCUGCAGUGGGCACAAGCAUCCAGCCAGCAACAGCUACAGUAAGUGGAAAUGUGAUUGUAAACACUGUGCCUGGAGUUCUUCCUGGUCAGUUCCAGGCGAAUAAACGUCUGGCGUCUCCUGUCAUACCUACGGCAGGAACUGCCACGGCUCAGGUGGUUCACACUCAGCAGAGAACUGUGCCUGCAACGGCGGCCCCAGCGGAGGUUGUUGCCAUUGCGACGGGUCAGAGCGUUAGAGCCGUUACCCCAGUGACCGCAUCGGCUGUAGUGUCCACUAAUCUGACUCCUGGUCAGUCCCAAACACGCACGCUGGUGGCUCCAGCUCCCGGGAUGCAGUUGUCUCAGGGUAAACCACUCACACCAGCUCAAUUCCAACAAUUACAACUCAGACAACAGUUGCAGCAGCAGCAACAACAACCACAGGCUGCAUCUCCACAGAUCAAAGCAGUAGGAAAGCCACAGCAGGAGUUGUUGAAGAAGCAGAAGCUGCAGAUGGCCCAGCAGCAGGUUGCGGCGGCGGUAGCUGCAGCUCAAGGUCAGCAGGCUUCAUCUACUCAGCAACCGCAGCAGGUUCACGCCACACCGGCAGCUACGUCCAACCCUCAGAUAGCUGCAGUCGCUGCGCCCAGAGCAGGAGCUGUGCUUGCUGGAACUACCGUCACCAACUUACAGGUGGCCAGACUGACACGUGUCCCAGCCCCUGGACCCAUUCAGGCUCAACCGGGUCAAACCGCUCAGGUGACUCUGACCAAACCACCUCCUGUUGUCUCAGUUCCUGCUGUGGUUUCGUCCGCCGGAGUCACGACUCUUCCUGUCACUGUGGCUGGCAUUAGCGUUGCCAUUGGGCAAGCACAGAAAGCAGGUGGUCAAGUGGUGACCCACCCGUUCCAGGUUCAGCAGCUGUUGCACAGACAAAAGCAGCAGGCAGCCGCACAAGCCGCUGCGGUCCAGAAGGCAGCACAGCCACAGCAAACACAGGCUGCGGUACAGCAAAAGAUGGGCACGCAGCAGGCCGCUCAGACCACAGCCCAACAGCAGCAGAAAGUAUACACCGCCACCACUCCACUUCAGCCCGCCAUUAAGACCCAGUUCUUCGCCACUUCCAUCGGACAGCCACAGAAACCUCCUGCAGCACAGCAGAUACAGGUCACUAAGAUUCCUCAAAUAGUUCAGCAGCAGAUAGUAUCCUCACCUCAACAGAUCCAGGCUCAACCUCAGACAGUGGCCCUGACGCAGGCAGCACCCGCAGCAGGUUCGGCACAGGCCCAGGUGCAGGUCAUCCCCACAGGCACCGCCACAACCACACAGGUGGUGCAACAGAAGCUCCUCCAGCAGCAGGUUGUUACGGCAGCAGCAGCCUCCCCUCAAAUCCAGACCCCGCCGCCACACAGUCCGGCCCAGCAGCAGAGCGCCGCGGCCGCCACCGCCGCAGAGUCUCCAGCGCAGCAGGCCGCUGCCACCCCACAGCCCCAGCAGGGCAAAGGAAACACCCGCAUUGGUGCUGCCAUGCGCUCCAAAACCCCUGCCAAACCCAGCGGUGGCAGCUAGAGAGUGAUCGGAGGAGAAGGUACUUGGGCAUAACAUAGGGCUGUUUUUUUCCCUUCAUUUGUUUUGGAAAGACUGACCCUUUGUAAUACAGGAACUCACCGUUGACAGUCUGGAUUGAGCGUUUUACAAUUUGAAGCAACACUCAUAAGCUAACCACGUCUCAUGUUAAUCAAACAUCAUUCUGCCAACGGCGCUCACUGUAUGGCCAAUCCGUUUCUUCUUUUUUUUUUACAGCUUAUUUACUGAAGCUCCUUCCUCAGGAGUCGAGCAUGACUUUAAAACAGUAUGACGGCUCGUUUUCAUAUUGAACUCUUUACUGAGCCACUAAAUGCUUGCUGUACUUUUUCUACCAUGCUACGUGCUCUGUUUAUACAGUGUUUAACAUGUCAUCCUUAAGGUCAUGGAUCAAGUGCGUUUGGAUCACAACAGCCAUCAGCUUCAUAAUUUCAACACUUCAUUUGGCGUGCCAGGAACUCUUUUGGCAGGUCGUCUCAACAUUAUUCAUAAUGUUCAAUAAGUCGAAUUAUAUGUGUGUGUCCCCAAUGUUUUUUAAUAGGUGUGGUGGUGUUGUCCCUUUGCGGUUUGUGUCAGUAAAUAUCCCUUUAUUUAAGCAUUUAAUGACGAUAAUCAAGAUUAGCAAGGCUCGGUGAACCAAACUCAUCCUUUUGGGAUGUAGAAAUGGCAAACUACCUUCAGUUCGAUAUAUGUGACCCAUUCAAAAGCUCCCUCUCUGUAGAAGAAUUGAAUAUAUUAGCUUGUAUCAUGAAACCCACCUAAAACGAAUUCUUGUCACCGUAUACACAAAUUCAGCUGCAUGGAUGGAUACCAUCUGAAAACUCAAGUGACGUGUACUUGUGUGUGAAAUGUUUGUGUUAAGUGGUACAACAAUUCAGAAUGUGAUUUAACAGUAAAUUAAUAGAAAACCAUCCCGUGCUGUAGCCAAUUCAUGGUAGCCGCAGCUGUGGGAAGUAUCGCCCUCCCAACUUCGAUUUGGAAGAAAUGUCAUCGCUGAAAACACAUCUGUGAAAUAUUUCCGUUUUUCUUAUGCAUAGUUAUGAACAAUGUCACCAUUAGUCAGUUGAGACAGACCUCAGCUUGGCUGUUAGUGUGUUUACAUUGGCCUGCUGUCUUAAAUCAAGACUUUCCCUCUGUGUAUCUAAAUCAUAUAAUGUCGGGGCUUUCGGUCAUAAAUACGUCUUUUUGUAUUGAUGUUGGGUCAGGAACACAUGUAAAUAACUCGGGAGGGAGACAACGGCAUUUGUAUUUGUAAAGUAGUUGUGUAUUCAUUAAUUUUUUUUUUCAGCCUACUUGUAUAAAGUGUUAUGUUUUUACACA
Sinocyclocheilus rhinocerous is the source of this 10672-nucleotide messenger RNA. RefSeq names its product E1A-binding protein p400-like. Lineage: Eukaryota; Metazoa; Chordata; Actinopteri; Cypriniformes; Cyprinidae. Gene Ontology annotation, molecular function: chromatin binding; ATP binding. The record is from RefSeq and is a predicted model, not a curated record. Bases 224 to 9337 code for a protein of 3037 amino acids. Gene Ontology annotation, biological process: DNA repair. The transcript has 54 exons. Gene Ontology annotation, cellular component: Swr1 complex; NuA4 histone acetyltransferase complex.